Messenger RNA from Perognathus longimembris pacificus (Pacific pocket mouse), 735 nucleotides. RefSeq names its product mediator of RNA polymerase II transcription subunit 19-like. Bases 1 to 579 code for a protein of 192 amino acids. Gene Ontology annotation, biological process: positive regulation of transcription by RNA polymerase II. The record is from RefSeq and is a predicted model, not a curated record. Lineage: Eukaryota; Metazoa; Chordata; Mammalia; Rodentia; Heteromyidae. Gene Ontology annotation, cellular component: mediator complex. Gene Ontology annotation, molecular function: transcription factor binding; transcription coregulator activity. The transcript is spliced from 4 exons.
AUGGCAAGUUUUACAGGUGUUUCUGGAGGUAAGUCGGCGAUUGCUUCUACCCCUUUCUAUCGCAUGAGGAAACUGCCAAGUAGCACAGAGUUCACUGGCAAUACUAACCUGGUCACACUCUGUGAACUGCAACAGGAGUAUAGUAAGUUCUGUGGAAAGAAGGUGAAAGAGAAGCUAAGUGGCUUUCUGCCCGGCCUGCGAGGGAUGAUUGAUCUGCCUGGUUCCCAAGAUGACAGCAGGCUCUGCUCCCUCAUCGAGAAUCCUCCCUUUCUUAGUGGUUCUUUUAAUCCUAUCACAGUGACCAUGCUCUCUGGCCCGCUGACAGAACAGUAUCAUCUGAUGCAUAUUCAACCUCCCAAGAAGAAUAAGCGUAAGCACAAACAGAGCCAUACCCAGGAUCCUGUCCCCCCAGAAACGCCAUGUGAUUCAGAUCACAAGAAGAAGAAGAAGAAAGAAGACCAGGAUCCUAAGAAGAAGAAGAAAGAGAAGACAAAGAAGAAAGAGAAGACGAGACACAGUCCAGACCCGGGUAUGGGCAGCUCCCGUACCCAGGCCAGCAGCAGUAGCAGCCUCCACUAACAGAACCACUGGACAGAACCACUUUUCCUGCUGUACUGAACCUGCUGACAUAAGCUGUCUCCCAGACUCUGGGACACUGCCUUGGGGACACCUAGCACCUGGGACCCAGGCCAGCUCCUGCUGUGCUUGAUCAAGGUCAAAAUCAAUACAUACUAG